Messenger RNA from Seriola dumerili (greater amberjack), 1954 nucleotides. It is a transcript of the gene cfap53, whose product is annotated as cilia and flagella associated protein 53. The transcript is spliced from 8 exons. The record is from RefSeq and is a predicted model, not a curated record. Bases 325 to 1878 code for a protein of 517 amino acids. NCBI's taxonomy places the organism in Eukaryota, Metazoa, Chordata, Actinopteri, Carangiformes, Carangidae.
UGGAAGUCAGAACAUGAACCUGUGUGUUGGUUCUCGGAUCCAGGAGAGUCACGAGGUUCUGUUUUGAGGAACAUGGAGAACGUCAGUCUCGGAGAACGUCUGAAACAGCUCGGUGGUUCGGAUGGGUAGUCACUGCAGUGCUUUAGCCGGUCCUCCUACCGCCGGGGGGCGCUGUCUUCACCGUGACGCCCCCGUGUUUGGUCGUUUCCACGGCAACAGAACACCUGCGCUGUUUGUGUGUGAUGUUUCAACAGUAGGAGCCCACCUGAACCGUGUGAAGCACCGUGAAGUUGGAGAGGUUGAUUUGUUGUCUUUCACCUGAACAUGCUGCUGAGCCAGAAGAGAACCAGGGGUCGGGAGUUCACCGGGCCGACGCCUCACUCCGCGGCCGUGAGAGCCAAGUUCCCGCCGUCCAGGCCCGUGGACCACCUGAUCCUGGAGAGGCAGAAACAGGACGCGGUCCGGGAUGAAGUCCUGGAGUUCACCAGGUAUCAGCAGACCUGCGACAUCAAGAACUCAUGGCUGAAGAGUUCAGACCGUCACUUCCUGAGAGGAGCCAUCGAGAGGGAAGUGAGAGCUGCUGUGAAGCAGAACGAGUCCGACAUCGACGAGAGGAGACACAGGCUGGCUGAGCUGCUGGAGGCCGAGGAGCAGCAGCUGCUGCGGGAGCUGGAGGAGAAGAAGGAGACCACGGUGGAGAGACAGGCCAAGAUGAGAGAGAGAGCCCGACUCCUGAUGGAGAGGAGAGAGAGCGAGAGACAGCAGCUGGUGUCACACAAGCUGGAGCAGCUUUUCAUAGAGCGCUGUGAGGAGCUGCGCACCGUCCAGAACCGGCGGCGGGAGCAGCAGGUGUGCGCGGAGCGAGCCUCUCAGGUGAGGAGCCGACAGGAGCGGCUGCAGCAGCAGCGGGAGGAGGAGCGGCUGUUCGACCAGCUGUGGGAGGCGGACCGGCGAGCCAAAGACGAGAGAGAGAGGCGGCGAGCGCAGACGCAGCAGCAGAGGAACCAGGAGCAGCUGAACGUCCUGAAGACUCAGGUGGAGGAGGCCGAGCGGCAGAGACACAGGGACAAGGAGCUGAAGGAGGAGGAGGCGCGACUCAUGCUGCAGCAGCAGGAGACGCAGCUCCUGCAGGAGCAGCGGGAGCAGCAGCAGAGGCAGCAGGCUCAGCACACCAGACGUCAGCAGCUGGAUCAGGGUCUGAGGCUGAAGAUGAGGCGUCUGGCCCGAGAGCAGCAGGACGAGCUGCAGCUGGACAUGAGCAUCCUGCAGCAGCUGCUCCAACAGGAAACUGACCAGAAACAGGAAGCUGCUCAGAGGAAGGCGGAGCUGCGUGAGGAGCAGCGGAGGUACCGACAGUAUCUGUAUGAGGAGCUGCAGAGACAGAGGAGGGAGGAGCAGGAGACGGAGCAGCUGAUCGAAGACAAGCUGAGGGAGACCUGGGCCCGGAGGGAGGAGCAGAACCGCCUGCAGAGGGAGGCCAGGAACCGACUGAUGGACCAGGUCCUGGAGGCCCGACGCCUGCAGAUCCAGCAGAAACUGGUUCUGAACCAGCAGAAACAGGCGGAGCUUCAGAGAGAGGGGGAGGAGCUUCAGAGAGCGAUGGAGGAGAUGAAGCUGAAGGACGAGGAGGAGAAGAGACGUCAGAGGCAGACCUCCGAGGCGUACCUGGCCGACCUGAGGGCUCAGGUGCGGCAGCAGCAGCAGCUCAGGUGUGAGGAGAGGGCGGAGGCUCAGAGGGAGCAGCAGCAGGGUCGGAUCCUGCAGCAGCUCUACGACCACAAGAUGGACCAGAUCCUGUCCAGACCCACCUCCCACACCACGGCCCCCCACCCCUUCAGGAGAGCAGAGGGGCCCAGCUCUGCCCCCAGACCCACAUAGACCCGCUGGACUCAGUCUGGAGCCAGGAGUCUCCAUGACAACCAGCUGGUCUCUGAUUGGUUCAAAUAAAAUGUUC